AUCCCUUCUUCACAAGGCCAUGAAAUGAGCUUCAUAUAAAAUUGAGAAAAAAAAGAUAAAGAUAGUAAUUUUUAUCAUUGAUUUGGCAAAUGCAAUGAGCCUUGUUGAUAUGUCUUCCAAUAAUCUUCCCACCUCUCAAUCCAGAGAUCUUCACAAAUCUGCUCCAGCUCUCUCACUCUCUCUUGCUGGUAUAUUCCACGGCGGCGGCGGGGGCGGGGGCGAGGAGGAGGAGGGCGGGAUCGGCGGCGAGGCGGUGGAGAUAAGCAGCGAGAAUUCCGGCGCUGCUAAGUCGCGGUCAGACGACGACUACGACUUAGCAGCGGAGGGAUUGGAGGACGAGGACGAGGACGAAAACGACGGCGGGAAGAAGAGGAAGAGGAAGAAAUAUCACAGACACACACCACAGCAGAUUAGAGAAAUGGAAGCAUUAUUUAAGGAGUCUCCUCACCCAGAUGAGAAGCAAAGAAUGCAGCUAAGCAAGCAAUUAGGGCUUCAUCCUAGACAAGUGAAGUUCUGGUUUCAAAACCGUCGAACGCAAAUUAAGGCUAUACAGGAGCGUCACGAAAACUCUCUAUUAAAAUCCGAGAUAGACAAACUUUGCGACGAAAAUAAAUCAUUGAGAGAAACCAUCAAAAAUCAAUCUUGCUCCAACUGUGGAUUUGCUAGCCCUAACAAAGAUGGUACAACUCCCUCACCCACAGAAGGCCAGAAGCUCAGAAUAGAGAAUGCUAGGCUCAAAGCUGAGGUUGAAAAGCUUAAAUCAGCCAUGGCAAAACACCCCCAUGGAUCAUCGCCGAGAAGCUCCUACUCUCCGGGAAACGAUCAAGACGACAGGAGCUCGUUCGAGUUCCCAAAUGCAGGCAGUGGCCUUGAGAAAGAGCGCAUCAUGGAAGCUGCGAGCAGAGCUGCCGAGGAGCUGAGGAAGAUGGCUAGCCACGGCGAGCCACUGUGGGUUCGGAGCUAUGAGACGGGGAGGGAGAUGCUCAACUACGACGAGUACAGAAAGGAGUUUUGCGCUGAGGAUGAGAAUGACGGUAACAUGCAGGCAAGGAAGAAAUCAGUAGAGGCGUCGAGAGAGACUGCACUCGUCUUCGUUGAUCUUCCUUGGCUCGUUCAGACAUUCAUGGACGGGAAUCAGUGGAAGGAGUUGUUUCCUUGCUUGAUCUCAAAGGCUGCUACAGUGGAUGUCAUAUGCAACGGGGAAGGUGUCAAUCGAGACGGUGCUGCUCAGUUGAUGUUUGCCGAGAUCCAAAUGCUGACCCCGUUGGUUGCCACGAGAGAGGUGUAUUUCGUCCGAUACAGCAAGAAGAUAAGCGCGAAUCAGUGGGCGAUCGUGGAUGUCUCAGUUGACAGAGGCGAGGACAGCACCGAUGCCUCUCUGCACAAGUGCAGGAAGCGCCCCUCGGGUUGCAUCAUCGAGGACAAAUCCAACGGCCACUGUAAGGUGACUUGGGUGGAGCACGUUGAGUGCCAGAGGAGCACGGUCCACUCUCUGUACCGGACCAUGGUCAAGAGUGGGCUAGCGUUCGGGGCAAAGCGCUGGCUCUCCACGCUGCAGCAGCAGUGCGACCGCCUCGUCUUCCUCGUGGCUACGAAUGUUCCUCUAAAGGAUUCAAGUGGUGUUGCUACACUUGCUGGGAGGAAAAGCAUUCUCAAACUAGCACAGAGAAUGAGCAGAAGCUUCUGCAGAGCGCUAGGCGACUCGAGCCUCAACUCGUGGAACAAAAUCACUAGCAAAACCGGAGACGAGAUCAGGGUGGCUACAAGAAAGAACCACAGCGACCCCGGUGAGCCCCUUGGCACGAUCCUGUCUGCAGUUGCUAGCGUCUGGCUUCCCGUCCCUCACCACGCCCUCUUCGACUUCCUAAGAGACGAGAAUCGUAGAAACGAGUGGGACAUAAUGUCCAAAGGGAGCACAGUGCAAACCAUAGCAAACCUAGCCAAAGGGCAAGACCGUGGAAACGCGGUCACAACCAUGGCAAUGCAGAACGAGGAGCACAAGAUGUGGGUGCUCCAAGAUAGCAGCACGAACACAUACGAGUCGAUGAUCAUCUACGCCCCCGUGGACAUCAAAGGGAUGCAGUCAGUGAUGACAGGCUGCGAUUCGAGCAACAUGGCAGUCCUGCCCUCGGGCUUCUCGAUCCUUCCGGAUGGGGUCGAGUCGAGGCCAUCGGUGAUCACAUCUAAACCGGAGGAGGAGAAGAGCGCGGAAGGAGGGUCCUUGCUCACCAUGGCAUUCCAGAUUCUGAUCAGCAAUGCAUCAGCAACAAAACUGUCUCUGGAUUCAGUGGAAUCAGUCAACACCCUCAUAUCCUGCACAAUGGAGAACAUAAAGACCACUUUGCAAUGUGAAGAUUGAAGACAUUUUUCCAUUUAGUUAGUAUUAAGUGUUAACAUUCUUUUACAUUUGUUUUAAGAGUGAAGAAAUAGGUGAUGUGUUUUUGCAUAACUAGAAGAUAGACAGCAUCACUAUUUUUUUGUGUGUGACAUUGUACAUUUAUGCAGAUUAUGAUAGCUUCGAAACAUCAUUCCCUUUUCUUUUCCAA
Salvia hispanica is the source of this 2546-nucleotide messenger RNA. It is a transcript of the gene GL2, whose product is annotated as HD-ZIP IV family of homeobox-leucine zipper protein with lipid-binding START domain-containing protein. Gene Ontology annotation, biological process: regulation of DNA-templated transcription. The record is from RefSeq and is a predicted model, not a curated record. NCBI's taxonomy places the organism in Eukaryota, Viridiplantae, Streptophyta, Magnoliopsida, Lamiales, Lamiaceae. Gene Ontology annotation, molecular function: lipid binding; DNA-binding transcription factor activity, RNA polymerase II-specific; DNA binding.